GUGAGUUGCUUCCUCCUUCAAGCUGUAAAUGAAAUGCGUUCACUCUGAGGUGAUAAAAUGUGUUUCAUGAUUGUUACAGCCUGUUUCUCUGACGUAUUCAACCACUAUGUGCCUCUCUUCCUCCUUUUCAACUUACUAAAACCUACAAAGUCGUAAAUCUAAUCUCUAAGCUGGCACGGUGCUGAGGGGAUGAGGCACCGCAGAUAUCUGAGGGCAGAUAAUCCUGUUUGUCUCCAGAACUGUGGAGGCUGCAGGAAGAACUGGCAAGCUGCAAGAAGCCCUGGCAUUUGCCCAUCGGUGUAAGGACGAGCCAUCUCUAUGUUGUUGUCAUUCAGCCCAAUCUCUGGGAUUUGGUUUUGUUUCAUCGUUAAAUAAAAGUGGUGCUUUUCCAAGAAACGUAAUUUUAAAAUUGGAUUCGGGAACAACCUUUUUAUUUCUCAAUGUGGAGGCAAGUUUUGAUCUACUUCAGGACCCACAGCUACCAUGCAGACAACUGUCAAGCGAAAGAGACCCUCCAAAAUGAAGGUGAAGAGGAUAUUAAAGCAGCAAAGUGGAUUUUCAAGCCUCCGAGGCCGGCCGGGCCCCUCGCCCCGGUGUCAGCUCUGCUCCGCAGCCCCUUCCUGCGGCCGCAGCUCCCCGCCCGCCCGCCUUGCCCGCGCUUCGUCUCGGCGCCCCGUCCAGCCGCGCCGGGGCCCCGCUUCGGCCCCGCGGGUUUAGCGGCGCUGCUGGCCGGCCGCGAGGCCCCCGCCCGCUGCCCGCUCGCCGCCCUGCUGCGGGGCCGCCGGGCUGAGCCGCCGCCCAGCCGCCUCCCCCCGGAGCGCCGGAGAUGCCCGGCGAGCCACGGAGCCGCGCAGCCGCCCGGCGCUCCCAUGGGAUCAGAACGGACGGAGAUGCGCAAACGGCAGAUGUCUACAACCCAGGAGACCCCAGGUGCUGCACAAGCUCAGCACAGCACAGGAAAUCGAGGGUCCAAUGCUUGCUGCUUUUGUUGGUGCUGUUGCUGCAGCUGCUCAUGUCUUACUGUUAGAAAUCAAGACGAGGAGAGAGCAAGGAGAACAUCUCAUGAACUCCAAGCAGAGGGUAUUCCAAACUGUGAGGAAAGCCCUGCUCCUACUCUUGAAGAAGUAAAUGCCUGGGCUCAAUCAUUUGACAAGUUGAUGCUUACUCCAGCUGGCAGAAAUGCAUUUCGUGAAUUCCUACGAACAGAAUUCAGUGAGGAAAACAUGCUUUUCUGGAUGGCCUGUGAGGAACUAAAACAAGAAUCCAACAAAAGUGUCAUUGAAGAAAAAGCAAGACUAAUUUAUGAAGAUUAUAUUUCUAUCCUUUCUCCAAAAGAGGUCAGUCUGGACUCCAGAGUAAGAGAAGUUAUUAACCGAAAUAUGCUGGAACCCUCACAACAUACCUUCGAUGACGCACAGCUUCAAAUUUAUACCUUAAUGCACAGAGACUCCUACCCACGGUUUAUGAACUCUGCUAUUUAUAAGGAUUUGCUUCGGUCCUUAUCUGAAAAAUCCAUUGAAGCAUAAGAUUUUUUCUUAAAUGUAUUUAUUUUAAAACAAAUGGAACUCUGGGCUACACCAGUUCACAGGGAAUUUAGAAUUAAUCAGAUAUUUACCUGAAAAUAACUCAGGCAAGUUUUACUACAGACUGAAUAAUUCAAACCCGCACAAGGCUCUGACAUAAUCAGCUAACUACAGUUUCUGAUCAAAUUCAGUGUUACUUUGCAAAAGAGAAUGAAGAGAAUGAAGAGAAAAUGUUGUUGUUCAAAAAAUGCAGUAUUUUUUCAAACGCAGCACACAACUCGGAUGCAAAUCUGUUACAGCGUAUGUCUGAGGUACAAAUGCCAACUGAGCAUGAAAACAGAAUUUUAUUUUUAAGUGGAGUGUUAGAAUUCUCUCGAAAACCAAACCAGUUAAUCCAUUUGCACUGUGACCAAAGUGGAAACAGUACUGUCAAUAUCUGAGUUAUAUUAAACCAAGUUUCACCUAUUGUCCGAACUGUAUCUGGCACAAGUACACUCCACUUGUCUUGGUAUAUUUAAUGUGUGUAUGGUGCACUAAUGGAAAUCAGUAUGGCAAUCUCAAGUUUACGAAAGCUAAUGGUUGAAAUAAUGCUGCCUAUAAAAACCUUUUGCUGAAGAAUUGUUAUUUUACUACUAGAGUCUGCUGAAAGCAUUUUUAAGUUCAUAUUGUUGAUGUUUAUAAAUUAUUUACUUAAGAGGAAGAAGAGUCUGGGCAUUUAAAUUCUGAAAUAAAGCACAAGAAUUCUCACAUAUUCUUCUCUUCCCUUGCUAGGUACAUAUGAGAAACAUUUCAGUGUUCACUCUCAGAAAGACUGCAGUAUCACAUCUUGGGUUUGUACAUACUAAAUCCUGCUAUUACCUGACAGAUCUUUUAAGUUUUCUGGUACAGAUGCUUAUACACUGAACUGAUAAAAGGGGGAAGCUGCAUCUAUUGUGCUCUGAUGUAGCACUAUUUUAGACUGUUGGAAAGAAAAGCAACAGCUCUAUCUGCUAAUAAACCACACUCAUUUACAGUAUCCACAAAAACAUUACACUUCAUUUAUGAUCAUAUCUCAAAAUCAGUAUUCACAGGAAGUACUUGGAAGAAAGUAAAUUGAAUCCACAUAAUCUAUUCGUAGAUGUGUUAUUCUGUUAUUAGAAUAGCUUCUUUACUUUAAAUUAGAAGAUUCACUACAAUUCCACUGAUUAAACUUUGGAGUCUAUAGUGGAAUUCCAUUAAAUUUUAUUCUUUCCCGCACAUUUAAAUGAAUCAAAUGACACAUAUAAGUAGGAACAGGACAUAUAGGGCACGGGGGGGGGGGGGGGGGGGGAACUUAGAAGGGGUACCAGCGAAGCACAGUUCAGUUAAAUUUACUGUAGCCUUUCUAAAGCCUACUCUUUGCCUAAUUCCAGCACCACUGAAAAGCAUAAAAUGGGUCUGUCUCUGAAUAUAGGAAAGGGAAAUAACAAGACAGAAUUUAGGAGAUCAAUUUAAUUCCUUCCUCAAUGCACUCGGCAGGAGGCACGUUCACCCCUUACUGCAUUCACAUUAUUAAAACAAAUAAUGACAAGACUUUCAUUACACAGCACCACAGGCGAAGACCCAAUAUACGCUAAGUUGACAACAAUAACUAUGGACCAGUUACCAUCAUCGUCUCCCAAAAACAAAGCACCAUUCAACAUGCCAGCACAAAAAAAGUAAACCAAAAAGCUUGAGAGACAGUAAAACAAAGUGCUUUUGCUCUCUGUAGCACAACACUGGAUGACUAAGAGGAAGCCCUUCUAUACACCAUUAUUUAAGACAUGGUUCAACUGCAACCACUGAAGGUAUCGACACUGCUUAUCUCAGAUGAAUUUGUAGGAAACAUAUCCAAAGCACUAUCAUACAAUCUCAGUUUACUUAAAAGUAUUGCAUAACAAGGAGUAACUUCAACAAAGCAAACUAGACAUAUCAGUAAGGCAGCGUUUAUAGGGAGCUUGCAGUAAGACUGACAAUGCAGCGCUUGUUUUAAUCAGGGCAGGUAAGACUGCUCUAAAACUCUUAAGUUGACAAAGUUUAACUAGGGCAAAUCUAGCUUGCUGGAAAUUUCAGACACAUACAUCAAAAAAGUUCAAAGUGUGUCAUUUCAUGAAAUGAAGGAUUUUAUUUCUUUUAAGUUCUCUCUCCUUCCUGCAAAGAUACCUCAUUAAGAGCUGGAAGACAGAUUGAAGAGUGGGACUUUAUAUCAAACAAUAUAUUUUAUUAUUCUGCAAGAAAAGGAAAGAAAAAGAUGCAAUGUAAUCAGAGGGGAGAGAAAACUAUAUUAGUUUGGGCAGUUUUAUGGUUCACAUCAGAUGAUUAAAAGAAGAAAAUAAUAACUUCUAAGCAAUUAAAAUUCUCUGCAUUACAAUUUGCUGACAGUUGCAAUGCACACCUUUACUGAAAAGUCUUAAGUUUUCUUAUGGUUUAGGUUUAAGUUUACACCCAACACCAAUGGGAGAAUGCUUGUCUCUAGACAACAUGAGUAUCUCUCAAAAAAACCCCACAAACAACCCAAAAUCCAAACAAACAUAGCAGUUCAGUGAAGUUCCUGGUGACUAGAUAAAGGGAAAAAUUGCACCCAUUUGUAAAAAUGGUAGAAAAGAGGACCCUGGGGACUACUGAUCUGUCAGCACCACUUCUACACUUGGGAAGAUCACGGAGCAGAUACUCCUAGAAGCUAUGAUAGGGCACAUGGAAGACAGUGAGUUGAAAAGAGACAGCCAGCAUGGCUUCACCAACAGCAAGUCUUGCCUGACCAACAUAGUGGCCUUCUGUGAUGGAGUGACUACAUCAAGGGACAAGGGAAGAACAAAUGGAUGUCAUCUAUCUGGACUUCUGUGAGGCCUUUGACAUGGUCUCCUCAACAUUCUUCUCUCGAAAUUGGAGAGAUAUGGUAGUGUUUAGUGGAUCAAGAACCAGCUGAAUGGUUGAAUCCAGAGAGUAGCGGUCCAUGGCUCAAUGUCCAGAUAGAGAUCCAUGAAAAGUGGUGUCCCUCAUGGGUCCAUAUUGGGACUGGUACUGUUUAAUAUCUUCACCAAUGACACAGACAGUGGGAUCAAGUGCACCCUCAGCAAGCUGGCAAAUGACAUCAAGCUGAGUGCUGCAGCUGACAUGCCUGAGGGAUGUUAUCCACAGGGACUUGCACAAGCUCAAGAAGUGGGAUCACAUAAGCCUCAUGAAGUUCAACAAGGCCAAGUGCAAGGUCCUGCACAUGGGUUCGGGCAACCCCUCCCAUAGAGGACAGGCUGAUAAUUAGGGUUGUUCAGCCUGGAGAAGAGAAGGCUCCAAGCAGACCUUAUAGUGACCUUCCAGUACGUGAAGGGGCCCUACAAGAAAGCUGGGGAGGGACUGCUAGGCUUGUAGUGAAAGGAUGAGGGGGAAUGGCUAUAAAUUGGAGAGGGGAAGAUUUAGACUAGACAUUAGGAGGAAAUUCUUCACUAUGAGGAUGGUAAGGCACUGGAACAGGUUGCCCAGGGAUGUAAUGGACACCCCAUCCCUAGAAGAGUUCAAUGCCAAGUUGGAUGGGGCCUUGAGCAGCUUGAUCUAGCGGACGUGUCCCUGCCCAUGGAGGAAGACGUUGGAAUUAGAUGAUCUUUAAGGUCCCUUCCAACUCAAACCAUUCUAUGAUUCUAUGAUCAAUACAGGCCAGAGGAUGAAGGGAUUGAGAGCAGCCCUGCAGAGGAGCUGGAGGCACUGGUGAAUGAAAAGCUGGACUUGUGCCAACAACGUGCACUUGCAGCCCAGAAGGCCAACUGCAUGCUGGGUUGCAUCAAAAGCAGCAUAAGCAGCAGGCCAAGUGAGAUGAUUCUGCCCCUCUACUCUCCUCCCCUGAGACUCCAGCCUGGAGUACUGCAUGCACCUCUGGAGCCCUCAGCACAGGAAAGACGUGGACAGGUUGGAGCAGGCCCAGAGGAGGGCCACAAAAAUGACUAGAACUUAUUUCUAUGAAGAAAGGCUGGGAGAGCUGGGCUUGUUCAGCCUGGAGAAGACUCGACUCUGGGGAGGCCUUUCAGUACUUAAAGGGUUCCAUAAGAAUGAUGGGAACAAACUUUUUAGUGCAUUGUGAUAGGACAAGGGGUAAUGGUUCUAAACCAGAAGACGAUAGAUUCAAACUAGGUAUAAGGAAUAAUUUUUUUUACAAUGAGUGUGGUGAAACACUGGGAUAGAGUGGCCAAAGAGGUGGUAGAAGCCCCAUCACUGGAAACAUUCAAGGUCUGGCUGAAGGGGCCUCUAAGCAACCUAAUCUAGUCGAAGACCUCCCUGUUCAUUGCUGGGAGUUGGACUAAAUGACCUUUAAAAAUCCCUUCCAACCCAAGCUAUUCUAUGAUUCUAUAGGCAAGCUGUUACAAGAAUAGCAGGAGAAAACAAUCAUAUUGACACAAGAUAUUAUUUAUAAUUCAUCAAGUAAGAAAUUAUCACAAAGUCAAUUUAUCCUAGCUUGAAAAUAAGCAUGGUUGGUUUGUCUUGGCAUUUAUCUAACUGCAGGAUGUCAUUAAGCUCUAACAACUUUCCAGUCCACUGGUAUGCUUUUUUCAAUGUCUGCACUUCACAAACUAAUAACUCCCACAGAACAUGCUUACUGUUAAAGAUUGCUCUUUUUUCACCAGCCUGCUAAGCAGUAUUAAAAUUGCAUGGGCUCCUUCAGCCAACAUAUUGUGCUUUACGCUGACCUUUAAAUUCCAAAUUCAUUAGCACAAUACGACCGAAAUAAAAAAUUUAUAUAUGUAUAUCCUGAAGGGCUCCAAUAUAUAAAGAUAGGUGAAAAUUUAUCACACAAGCAUCAUGUACUUAUGCACUUCUGAUUACAAAGCUUAUCUGAUAAACAGAAAGCCAUGAGAGAAGACUAUCAUAGCAUGAAGAAAUUUUUAAACAAGUUUCUUCAAGAAGUGCUUAAAAACGCGUGCCUUCUUCCAUGAAAGGUAUCAGUAUCAUACAAUUACAUUAAUGAAAGAUUUUUCUAUGCUAAAGAUGUAACUAAAUUAAUCCCAAACCUUGUAAAACUGUAAAACAAUUCAAGAUUGGUGAUGGUCUAGUGAAACAAAAGCUAACAUAGAGCUGCACAAAAUUGUACUGAAGAGGUGAAACUUCUCAGGUUUAUUUAUAUGAAUGACUACUAAUGACGUAUUUCAAAAGGCAGGCGUUUGAAAGGUAAUACAACCACUUUUUUGAGAAUGAAGACUUCAUGUUGAUGAAUUGAAGUUCCAUCUAAGCUGGUAUGGGUCGCAAGUUUCAAUUUAAAAUUCACAUAUAUGACAAGUGGAAUCCUGAACUUUGAAUAAAAAACAGGUACUUCACAACACUUGGAAAGUGCAAUAGGGCUUCAAAGUGGGAUUUACAAAAGGCAAGAUCAUUGAGCAGAUAUUUACUUUCUGCUUAGUGCUAGUCAAAAAGAAUCAUUCAGUACAAGGUAUUUUAAACCCCACACUUUCUUCUGCUCAAGUUAACAGAAUCGUAUAUGAGGAAAUGCCUUCUAACUAAGGAUGUGGAAGGUGUGUUUUCUGACCUGCAGAAACCUCUAGCCUUCCUUCUACAAGAAGGAUGACAUCCUUAAAGUUCUACACACAUACACUUUAAAAGGAACAUGGUCCCCUCUUUCUCUUUACUAGAUUACUGUGGAAACCAGCAUAGGUUGUAAGGGUAACUACGUUCCAAUCUCUUUCUUCUGAGAGAAUUAAAAUGUCUAUAAAGGUAAUAAACAAACCUGCUGUUCUUGCACAGGAGAGAUUAAUCACCAGUUCUGCCAGCACGUCUCACUGCAUGAAAUAUCCUAACAUACUGGGUCAGUCAUAGCAGGACUGAAGCUUAGUAAGUCAGUCAGCCAGCUGGGGAAAUGAGAUUCAGACCCAGCCCAUUUCUACAUCUCUCUCCUGUACAUCCUUCAAACUGCAUCCUUUCCAAUAGAGGAGGGCAAUUUCAGACAACUGGGAAAACCAAAGCACCCGUUGAACAGAAGUGCAUCAAAAGCUCACUGCCAGGCAGUUUUAUUUUUGGAUUUGAGUGAUUAAAAUGAAGCAUGAAUAGAAUACAGGCAGCUAUGAUUUGGUUUUGAUAUAGUUCUUAGACUUCUAUCUUUCACUGCAAGAAAGAAACUGUUCAUUUUACCUCAGGGACAGAAGAAAGAAAGUGUGAAGGCUGUUGCCACAGCCAUAAGGUAACAUUAGGUGAAACUUUUUAUUUGAACUCCUAUUUGGAUACACCUACACCAAAGAAAGCACUACCGCAGUUCCAGUUCUUUCAAUAAAGUCCAGAUAUAAUUCACUAAGUACAGAAAUACAAUUACUAUAUUUUCUCAAAAGGUCAUUUUUUUAAGUGUCACAGUCAGACAUAAAAAUU
Molecule: messenger RNA, 7856 nt
Organism: Cuculus canorus (common cuckoo)
Lineage: Eukaryota; Metazoa; Chordata; Aves; Cuculiformes; Cuculidae
Gene: RGS20
Product: regulator of G protein signaling 20
Exons: 6
Coding region: 441-1526 (361 amino acids)
Source: RefSeq, a predicted model, not a curated record